This is a messenger RNA of Dracunculus medinensis (Guinea worm), 219 nucleotides long. NCBI's taxonomy places the organism in Eukaryota, Metazoa, Nematoda, Chromadorea, Rhabditida, Dracunculidae. The record is from the annotation of a GenBank genome assembly.
AUGGCAUCAAAGGAUGAUGUUGAAAGAAUGUUUGAAGCAACCACAUAUAUCGGAAAAAGAUCAAGGAAAAAAAGUAACAUGGCGAGACAAGACCCACCAUGGAUUUCACCAUCGACAGCUGAGGUUGAUGACAAUGUGAAAUCUUACCAGAGGUUGGAGAAAGCUGGACUAAAAGGCAACAUUGGAAUCUACCACACUAGACAUAACUCUAGAUGCUGA